This is a messenger RNA of Endocarpon pusillum Z07020, 687 nucleotides long. RefSeq lists its product as uncharacterized. The transcript has a single exon. NCBI's taxonomy places the organism in Eukaryota, Fungi, Ascomycota, Eurotiomycetes, Verrucariales, Verrucariaceae. The record is from RefSeq and is a predicted model, not a curated record. Bases 1 to 687 code for a protein of 228 amino acids.
AUGAAUAAGCUGGCAAAGAAGAAGAACCCUACGAUUUAUGUUGUAGGCGCACAGUGCUCUGGCAAAACAACUCUUGCCGUCGCAUUGAAGGAGCACUUUUCAUCGGACCCAACUCUUCCACCUAUUGCGCUUCUAACCGAGGCAGCUCGCGGCGUACUGAAACGACAUAACUUUACUCGCAGCGACAUCAGGGAAGACGUCAACCGUUGUAUAGAAUUGCAAAGACUGAUCCUUGAAGCUCAGUGGACGGAGGAGCUGAAAAUCUCAGAAGAUUCCAUGUUGAUCUCUGACCGAUCCGGCAUGGACCCCAUUGUGUACGCAGCAAAAUAUGCCCAUCCGGGGGCGACCAAGUCACUGUUGGAUUCUUCAGCAUGGCGAGAGUUAAGGGACCGUAUGUCGAGGUCACUCGUCAUUGUCUGUGAGCCGGUCAAGAGCUGGCUGAAGGACGAUGGUGUAAGAUUGAUGCCACUGGAUUGGGAAGAAUGGUCAGAAAUCCAUCGGUCUUUUUGUGCCCAUCUAGAGGACGCCAGCAUUGAGUUUUACGUCUUGUCUGCCGACAAAGCUGCCAUCUCCGACCGUGUAUCUUUUGUGACCGAACAAUGGGCAAAGUUUGCUGGUUUGCAGUCAACAGAAACGGCAGAGACAACCAAAAGAUUGAGUUCAGCAUCUCACACCCUGACCCCAUGA